Molecule: messenger RNA, 1318 nt
Organism: Lucilia cuprina (Australian sheep blowfly)
Lineage: Eukaryota; Metazoa; Arthropoda; Insecta; Diptera; Calliphoridae
Product: cathepsin L
Exons: 4
Coding region: 214-1233 (339 amino acids)
Biological process (GO): immune response
Cellular component (GO): lysosome
Molecular function (GO): cysteine-type endopeptidase activity
Source: RefSeq, a predicted model, not a curated record
CAAAUUGUAUUUUAAACAAGCUGGUGGUCAAUUAGUUAUAAAAGAAUUAUUAAUAAAAAAGUAAAUAAAUUUUAUUGUGUUUAUACAUAUAUAAAGUCCAUAAAAAAACAACAAAGAAAUUCUAAAAAACAAAUUAAAUUGCAUUUAUAAAACCUCACCUCCUCUUAACAUCUACAAUACCUGGAGGUAUUCUCAGUUUAAGCAGCAAUCAAAAUGCGUUCAGUAUUAGCUUUAUUAUUGGCUUUUGUAGCCUUAGCUCAAGCUGUUUCUUUGACAGAUCUUUCCAAAGAAGAAUGGCAUACCUAUAAGUUGGAACAUCGUAAAAACUAUGCCAACGAGGUAGAGGAACGUUUCCGUAUGAAGAUUUUCAAUGAAAAUCGCCAUAAAAUUGCCAAACACAAUCAAUUAUAUGCUCAAGGCAAAGUAUCCUACAAGCUGGGCUUGAACAAAUAUGCCGAUAUGUUGAAUCAUGAAUUCAGAGAAACCAUGAAUGGUUAUAAUAAUACAUUGCGUAAAUUAAUGCGUACUCAAUCUGGUUUAGUGGGUUCCACUUUCAUUACACCCGCUCAUGUAACUAUACCCAAGUCGGUAGAUUGGCGUCAACAUGGUGCCGUUACUGGUGUUAAGGAUCAGGGUCAUUGUGGUUCAUGCUGGGCUUUCUCCACCACUGGUGCCUUAGAGGGUCAACAUUUCCGUAAAACCGGUGUUUUGGUAUCGUUGAGCGAACAAAAUUUGGUCGAUUGCUCUACCAAGUAUGGCAACAAUGGUUGCAAUGGUGGCUUAAUGGACAAUGCCUUCCGUUAUAUUAAGGAUAAUGGUGGUAUUGAUACCGAAAAAUCUUAUCCUUAUGAGGGAAUCGAUGAUUCUUGCCACUUUAAUAAGGCUACUGUGGGUGCCACCGAUACCGGUUUCAUUGAUAUACCCCAAGGUAAUGAAGAGAAAAUGAUGCAAGCUGUUGCCACUUUGGGUCCCGUUUCCGUGGCCAUCGAUGCUUCACACGAAUCUUUCCAAUUGUACAGUGAAGGUGUUUACGAUGAACCUGAAUGUGAUGCUGAAAACUUGGAUCAUGGUGUUUUGGUUGUAGGCUAUGGCACCGAUGAAAAUGGCAUGGACUAUUGGUUGGUUAAGAACUCUUGGGGUACCACCUGGGGCCAAGAUGGUUAUAUUAAAAUGGCUCGUAAUAAGAACAACCAAUGUGGUAUUGCUACUGCCUCCAGUUAUCCUACAGUUUAAAAAGAAUUUAUCUUUUUUUUUUUUCAAUUUCAUUUUAAUUAUUUCAUUUAUUUAAUCAAAUUUAUCACUUUGUUUUUUUCAAUUA